Plasmodium malariae is the source of this 1674-nucleotide messenger RNA. Its product is annotated as zinc finger protein, putative. Gene Ontology annotation, biological process: ribosomal large subunit biogenesis. Gene Ontology annotation, cellular component: preribosome, large subunit precursor. Lineage: Eukaryota; Apicomplexa; Aconoidasida; Haemosporida; Plasmodiidae. The transcript has a single exon. Bases 1 to 1674 code for a protein of 557 amino acids. The record is from RefSeq and is a predicted model, not a curated record.
AUGGAUGAAAGUAUCAAUUUAUCAGACAAUAAAAACAUUAACAAAUCGUAUGAUAUAAAAAAUAUAUACAACAUAAAAAAAGAGGAUGUGAUUGUUCAGGAAUAUAUGAACGUAAAUAAUAACUCAACAAUUAAUAUAGAUAACAAGGAUCAAGUAAAUAUAUAUAUUGAAAAUAGGGACUUGAAUAAAAAAACAUAUAACUGUUAUACUUGUAACAUACAGAUUUAUAACUAUUCUUUUUUUCGAUAUCAUUUUAAAUCUGAGUGGCACAAAUAUAAUUUAAAGAGAAAAUUAUUAAACCUAAAUGCAGUUAACGAGUUAGCUUUUAAUGAAAAAGUGCAAAUUUUAAAAAAGAGUGAGGAAGGAAAAGGAAAAGGAAAAGGAAAAGGAAAAGAACAGGAGGGAAAUAAUCUUAAUACGUCCAAAAAGCAUAGUAACAGUAAUUAUAAAAAAAAAAAAGGAAAAAAAAACAAUGGAGAAGAUUAUAACCAUAAAAAAGUAAAUAAUAGUAAUAGUAAUAGGAAUAGUAAUAAUGAAGGAAGUAGCUAUGAUAUACAAAAAGUGAAAUAUGCUACAAAAGAAGAGGUGCUAUUAAACAGAAAUGUAAAGUAUGAUAACCCCUUAGUCUGUUUUUUUGAUAACAGAAUUUUUAAUACCAUUGAUGAAAAUAUAAAACAUAUGAAUGAUAAUUAUACUUUUUAUAUUCCUGAUCAAAAAUAUGUAACGGACAUAGAAAAAGUACUUUUAACCAUAGGGAAAAAAAUAUAUGAAGAGAAUAAAUGCAUUUAUUGUUUUCGAUAUUCCAAAUGUGUUAAAUCUUUACAAUCACAUAUGAUAUGUAAAAGUCAUACGAAAGUACACACCGAUUUUUUUGUAUUUAUUCAAAAAUAUUAUGAUUUUUCAAAAACAUAUGUUGAUUUAUUAAAUAAAUAUAUUAACAGUAAAGAAGAUAAAGAAUUACUUAUUUAUAUGUUACACAAAAGAAGAAAGGAUAAAAUAUCUUUAAAGUGUCAGGCAAGUGAAAAACAUAACAAGGAUAAUACAACAAAAAAUUAUGGAGUAAGUGAUGAUAAGCAAAACGUGGAUAAUGUUGAAGAUGAAAAGAGCCCUGAUGAUAGCAAACAAGGCAAUGUAUUCAACCAUGGAAAAGGCAUUAACAGUAAUGUAUGUACCGUUCACAAUGGAAGCAAUGUAAAUGGUGUAAACGAUAUCAAGUAUAGAAAAUUGCAUUCUUCCGAAGGAGAGAACAUUGAUGACUACAACAGUAAUAACUAUAACAAGCAACAUAAGUAUGAAAGUGACAACAAUGACGAUUACAAAGUGAAAGAAGAGGACUUGAGUAAGAACCUAAGUUAUGAUACUAUUUAUGAAGUCCUUGAAGAAUUUGGUUAUAUAAAACCUGAAUUAAAUGAAUACAAUAAUUUAAUAUUACCGGAUGGAUCCGAAGCAAUUAAUAGGAAAAUAGCAUAUAUAUUUAAACAAAAAUUGCCUCUUGAAAAUAGGACAGAUUUAAAAUGUAAUAAGAUGGAUGUUAUGAAAAAAAAAGAGAGCAAUCAGUAUAACAAAAAAUAUAAAUACUACAUUGAUAUUGCUAAAAAAUAUGGCUUAGAUUUAAAUGUGAAGACAAACAAGUUAAACAGGUUUUAUAAAAGUGAUACUAUGUUUUUUCUUUAA